CACCCACCCAACCAGCCCCGGUAUUUGGUCUGUGUGUUCCCAUAAAAUCAAAAUAAAAGAAGAAGGUCGCAUCCCAGAAUGAAGAAACCUCUCGGCUUAUAGGCGAGGGUUAUGUCGAACGAAUCCCUUCGCCAUCGUGGAUCAUCAGACCCUGAUAACAAGGCCAAAUCAACAAUGGACUUGGAAGGCGAGCCUCCAAUCCCUGAGGAGAUCCCUCUUCAUCGCACCCCUUCCCGUCAAUCCCCACCUCGGGAUGAAUCCGGAUAUUUUGGGUUCAGCCAGCGAUCCACGUUGCUCAUGGCCAUUGGCUGUGCGGUGAUCGUGGUUGGGAUCGCUUGGACCGCUUUUGCAGUCUUGAUCAAGGUGGCCAUUAGCGCCUACGAAUCGGAAUGAAGACGCAUCGUUUGAAUUGUAGACGCAUCGUGAUUGCACUCUCCAUUAACUGCUAGGAUAUAUGUGUUUAACUAGUUCAUUGCGUUUCGGCUGGGCCAAGUGAUAUAUGUAAUCCAAUUCUUUAAGGCAAAGGAUCUCUCCCCUUCCCCUCCUCCCAAGUUUCCGGUGCUAAAAUACAACGAUUUGAUUCAAAACGACGAAGAGGAUUUCGAAAUCGGAGCAAACACUCGCGACUUGAUCGUGAAGACGUUGGAAAAGCGAUUCGUUCCCUCAAAAGAUCUUCCCAUAGCAAGUUCCAAUUGAAAUAGAUGUACAUGUUCUACGUUCUCCGGUCGCUUUCUCUUGAACGUGGAUGACACCGACAAAAACGACGAAGACUUCUCUACAAAGACCCACCUCAAUCCCUAGCAGAAUUUUUUUGUUCUCUCGGGGACCGCACGAACGAAAGUUCAUGAAGAAGGCGAAGACGACAAAGUCACUUACAAUCAACCCAGGUCACACUCACACCCAAUGGCUUCGUCCCCUCAAAUCGACCCAAGGAAGACUUGCAUGAGAUGGAAACACGUGCCUAGAAUAGACACACCCAAGAUGACUCGGGUGUCGAACCAUUCAAGAGAGAUGGACAUCUCAUGGGAGGACACCCCAUCGGGCCAUGUUUUCGUGUUCCACAAAAGACCACCAUGUGAUCUGAUGAGGACAUGUUCGUCAAGACUCGUGUCCGAUUGUUCGCGAGGAACCCAGGAUUUGGAUAGUUCCAUCCACUUUGGGUUUUCCUCGCUCGACCUCAACUUGCCAUCUUUCUACACGAACUUGGAUAGAGAGAAACAGAGAACGAGAGGCAUGAGCAAAAUGGAGCGAGGAGUCAAAUUUGGAAACAUGUCUCACUACGUAUGUACGUCCGUAUCGUGGGUAGGUAUGUAAGUGGACGAGUAGUAGUACUAAUAGCAGAAGUAGUGCUAGUACUUGUGGCCCUGUUACGAAUCCUAAACUGUGCCUGGAAGCAAGACACAGACAGGAUCUAAGAGGAGGCUUGUGUCAGGUCGCGGUCACACCUGGGUCGCUGAGCCGGUGGGUCGAAGAAGCUCUCCAACGAUGUUCCAGCCUUCCAAGUGUGGGAUGUAUGGACUCUUCUUUUGCCCCGACAAGAAGAGAUGAUGAUGAUCUUCUUCUUCUUCGUCUUCUUCAGCUCAUCUCCUCGGCCUUCUUUUCUGAUGAUCUCGUGGGCCACCUCAAAAAGUCUUCUCUGGAUGAUGAGGAGAAGACUCAGGAAGAGGACGGUAGGGAGAAUGAGGAUCAGGAGAAGGAGGAGGAGGAAAAGAAGACAAGGAGGAGGAGAGACUUUCCAACUCAAGAACGGAGAGGAGUAGAAGUGUUCCUUUGGCUAGGCAGAGGAUUUCAAAUGAUCACUGGAGCAGUUCCAAAUUUCUUGCCAACUUCAGUGUGAGCUCAAGAAAGGUAGUCGGGGGAAGGAAGACGGCUACAACUACUACAACUACAACUACUACUAGUUCGACUACUACUACGACGAGGUCUACCUAAGUCUCGAGAUCAAGCGGACCUAGUACUCUGUGAAUGCCAACACUUUGGGCCAUUCGUGGGGAAGAGUGCCACGGACCUGGACAACUAAACGAAUAAUUCCUCGUCAAAUCUGUUGCUCAAAAAAUAUACGUUGUUAACCAUAAAUUCAAUCAAUCUCGUCCAAUGAGUGUUUCAUCCACAAGUGUACGCCACGCUUGCCAUGGAUGGCUUAACAUCGAUGGUUGUUACCAGUGCCCACCAUGAGUCUCGAUCUCACAGUGAAAGGAAGACCCUCCGUGAACUCACCCGUGAUCUCGCCCUCGUCCGUUGAGUCAAACCGGGAUGACAAUUAUUUGAAAGCUUACCCCUAUCUUUUCGUGAGAGACUCGAAUCAGUCGGACUACUUCUGCACUCUUUGUGAUAACUACGUGCCCGAAAGCGAGCUCCAUUCCCACUUGUUCGAGAGCCACAAGGCCGAGGAUAUUGAGGGCUCGUUUGUCAGAAUUUGCUCCGAGGAAGCCAACCGAGGUUACUUUAUCCAACGUCAGUUCCUCAAUGUCUGCAUAAUCUGUUGGGCCAAGAUCCCCAAGCUGCAACAUACUGACAAGCAUCGAGUCGAAUGCAAGCCGCCUUUGUCAAGGAAUGAGGAGUCGCCGCCUUAUGAUUCUAUUAAAAUUGAAAGCACCCCAGAUAUCAGCAGUCUUCUUAACCACAACCAGACCGACAUGAAUGGUCAUGGCUUGAACGGGAACUCCAUGGGUGGUGGGUCCCCUUACCAUCACUCCAAUCUAGUCAUCGAUAUCCCCGAGGAAUCCAAUCCCUCAGGGAAUGAAGGCUCCAUGCCAAUCAAACGAGGCAGGAAGAAAGCAAAUCCACCCCAUCACAUUAUGCCCUCCGCUCAAUUCUCACCUCAUUGUGUCCAGUGUUCGCUCUGUUCCAUGAUGGUGCCCACGCCCGGGUUUGUGGUGCAUCUCCGAGACUUCCACAAAAUUACUUGCCAACUUGUUGAUACCACAUGUCCUUUGUGCCUUGGGAUGGUGCCGGUCCUGGAUCUGGCCAACCAUCUCGCCAACGCCCACGGUCUCGUUCCGCAGGCAGCAGUGAACUCCAUUUUACUUUGGGUACUCUCCUCUAGUACAUUAUCGCUCAACGAAUUUGCCAAGCCGCACUUGGGACCCAACAGAUUUGGUCCACCCAUUCCUCAUCCUCACCACAACCAUAACCCAGUCAUUGAGUUGGACCUUCAGAAGACCAUGGGUAUUGGGAUGCCACCUCUAAUGAAACGUCCGCCCGCAUCCAUGCCAGGGGGAUCCGAAAUCCUGUCCAAUAGCGUACCCCAUCGAAAUGAGAAAGCUCAAAUCCCAACCGUCCUACAGGUCUUGCUCAACAAAUCCGAUGACCAGCCACGUAUGGCUGUUGAGACAAUUGUCAGCAAAUUUAUCUCCGUCCAAGUUGGGGCCAACAACAAAGAGUCCAUUCAAUGCCAAGUUUGUUCCAAGUGGUUUGGAAUUCCUCCCGUGAAACACCUAAAAGCCCAUUUGCUCAACUUCAAGGAAGACAAGAAGUGCAUCGUGUCCUUAAUCAACGGUCUUCACGUUUGUAUCAUUUGUUAUGACACCUUUGACACCAUUUCAUCUGCCAACGAUCAUUUGUCAAAGAAGCAUGACCUCGGCUUCGAUUUCGACGACAAAAGGUCGGUGGACCAUUACCCGUCCAAAGAUCCCAACGAGAGCAAUGAACCAAAAGAAAAGCCCAAGAAAGUCGAAUUAGACAAUGCGGGUCGCGUCAAAUCAGGCAAAGUGAGAAAGCAGUGCGAACUCUGUGGAGAGUGGUCGAACAUCAAAUGGUUCUUUAAACAUAUGUCAGAAGUUCAUCAAGCUCUGUUUUGCCGUUGCUGUAGGGAGUACUUACCAAUACAUGAGCACGAGGAACACAAGAAAUGGCAUGCCGAGCCACCCUAUAUGGGGCAAAAGAUCCGUAUAGAACAAGGCCAACCCGUAGUGAUUGACCGCAAAGAGAGGGCAAGUUUGACACCCAUCGGUUCGUUGGCGGCGUGGGGAGGAUCCUCAGGAGGAAAAGUGGUCAAGGCUGUCGACUUAGGACCGUCCAAGGCCACAACCAAAAAAAGGAAGGCCAGCUCCGUGUCCAAAAUUCAAAGCAAUGCCAACCAGCUCAUUGGACAUGUGGAUUACACAGGGGGCCCUCCCGCCAAGCUAAUGAACAAUAACUCUACCAAAGAUACUCUCAUGCCCAAGGAGACCUGCCCGGUAUGCGGCAUUCAGAUUACUUACAAAAACUUGGCGAGACAUAUCAAGCUCCGGCACAAGAUCAAGUACAAAUUCUGUCACAAGUGCCGGAAAUUGGUGCCUAACACUACUUAUGACGACCACAAAUUGGCUUGCGAGAGAAAUGAGGUGGGCACAGAUCCAGACCUUGUGGACGACCCCUCAGGGGAGGAAGAUACCAAAGAUGAUAUCAUUGAUCCCACGGAGUUUCUUGAUACCACCACCGAUAUCGAUCAAGACGAUAUUGCCGCCGAGGACUCGCCAACGGGCGAUGGACGAAAACCUGACGACUUCAGAGCCAACACGAGCAAGACCAAACUGGAAAGUUUGUUGGGGAAAGAGUUCAAACAUCCGCGGCGCCGUUGCGCCAUCUGUGGCUACACGGUGUCCUAUUCAAACUUUAAGCGCCAUCUUCGAAACGCUCACCCAAGUCAGUACGAGGAUUGCGAAAAGGAUCCCAAUGAAUUCAAAAAGGCUCUGGCCUCGCUCUGCGAAGUGGUCGCAGGCGAGGAUGGCUCCUUCGUCGGUCACAUCAUGGAUGAGGAUGACGAAGAAGAGGAAAUGGAUUCCCUUGAUGGGAACGACAAAUCAGUCGACGGGUUAUCUGACGGAGAAACCGACCCACAAGAGACCAUCUGCCCGGUUUGCGAGGUGGAGAUCCCCAUUUCGGACAUGGAAGAUCAUUGCCUCUCCAAGCAUAAAGAGGCCUAUCAAUGGUGCGCCGACUGCAAGAAGUACGUGGUGAAGAAGACCUUCGCCGCCCACUUAAAGAACCACGACGAAUCCGAAGAAGAUCGGAGUUCCAGCCGCCAAUCCGAAGAAAUUGGACAAGAAGUAGAAAAUGAAGAGGAUGACGAUGAUGCAUCAUCCUCGACAAUGGCUAAUGCCUCGGAUAAGGAUUGAGAUUUGUUUUGUUUGAUUAGUUAGACUGCCUGUCUGGCCUUUGAUUUAACAAUAACUAGUUGUUUUGCAAGUCCAAAUAAAAUGCUUUAGAGUUGA
Messenger RNA from Tigriopus californicus, 5195 nucleotides. RefSeq lists its product as uncharacterized. The record is from RefSeq and is a predicted model, not a curated record. Lineage: Eukaryota; Metazoa; Arthropoda; Copepoda; Harpacticoida; Harpacticidae. The transcript is spliced from 2 exons. The coding region runs from base 2172 to 5099 and encodes 975 amino acids.